AUGAAUCCGCAGAUCGAACCUCUAGAUCUCUCAAUCAAAAGCAAAUGUAGGAAGAUGCUAAGCGUGAUAGAUUUCAAAUUCCUCGCUGGACUCAACGACCAUUUAGUGAAGCUGUACGAGAGAACCAACCAGCUGGAAAGGAGUGCUUCUGCGCCGCAGCGGACAGCGAGCGUCAAGAGUGUCCUGCCCUGCCAAGUUUGCAUGAAGACCUUCGACCGGCCUUCGCUACUGAAACGGCACAUGCGGACACAUACUGGUGAGAAGCCCCACAUCUGCAACGUGUGCAGUAAGGGCUUCAGCACAUCCAGCUCGCUCAACACUCAUCGCAGGAUUCAUACAGGUGAGAAGCCCCACAAGUGUCCGGAGUGCGGCAAAUGUUUCACUGCCAGUUCCAACCUCUACUAUCACCGGAUGACACAUACCAAGAACAAGCCGCACAAAUGCACGUGGUGCCCGCGCUCGUUCCCCACGCCCGGCGAGCUGCGCGCGCACGCCGUGGCGCACGCGCCCGCGACCGUGACUAGGUUGAGGCCGGCGCGCGGCUACGGGAACUACGAUCUAUAG
Pararge aegeria (speckled wood butterfly) is the source of this 564-nucleotide messenger RNA. Its product is annotated as putative zinc finger protein 735. Gene Ontology annotation, molecular function: RNA polymerase II cis-regulatory region sequence-specific DNA binding; DNA-binding transcription factor activity, RNA polymerase II-specific. The record is from RefSeq and is a predicted model, not a curated record. Lineage: Eukaryota; Metazoa; Arthropoda; Insecta; Lepidoptera; Nymphalidae. Bases 1 to 564 code for a protein of 187 amino acids. The transcript is spliced from 4 exons. Gene Ontology annotation, biological process: regulation of transcription by RNA polymerase II.